GAGAGAGUUGUUGGGUGGGUCGGUGAGUCGGUGAGUAAGAAUACGAGAGUGAAAGUGUAUGUGCGUUUGGGUGAGAUGUUCAAUGCAGGCUGGUUGCAUGUUUCGCCCUGUUUUGCUUUUCCCGCCUUCUCCCUCUCUUUUUCAUUUCUUCCCCCCCCCUUCUUUCUCUCUCAGGGUUUAUUUACUUGGCAGUGCCUGUCCGUACUUACCUGUGUGUUCGGUGCCUGGGCGAGCACGGCGUCGCGCAGGGCAGCGUCGGAAUCCGGUGUCCGCUGGCCCUCACCGUGUCCUCCUCCCCCGACGGCGGUGGUGAAGCGGGAAUCGUCGUCGAGCGAGGACGAGCGAGGUCGUCGAUACCGGCCGUUCCUCGCUUCGUCCCGGGGCUGGCGCGAAGGGUCGCUGUUGGCGUCGUACUGCUGGCCGUACUCGACAAAGUCGCCGGGGAACAUUGGGGGCGAGCCCUGGUGGUGCUGCUGCUGCUGGAGUCCCAUGGCCAUGAUGGCGAACGAAACAGGGUCGACGUCCCUUGCGGAGUCGAUCUUGGGCGAAAUUUGGUGGCGGCUUGGGGAGGAGGGGAGGGCCUCGGAGGUUGCAAGAUGGGACAGAAAGAGAGCGAUCGUUUGAGUGAGUGUCUGUGUGAGAUGCACCACACGGUUGACAAGAGGUAGAAUAGACAAAAACCCCGUUUGGAGUUUCACUCGGAGACGGGAAACCAAACACGCGAGAAUGAGAGCCGUUGGAAAGUUCGGAAGACAGGCUAGCGGAAACGGAGAGAAGGGAACCACAGACACAUUUGCAUUCCCGGGAGGUUUGUUCUUGACGGCUCCCGGACUUUCAUGGCCAGUCUGGAUGUUUUUUUAUCUCUGGCAAAGAUUCCGAGUGGCUGGGAGACACUAACAAUUUAUUUCCUUGUCCACUCAAAUCGCACCACAUUUUGUUACGUGCAGUUUUGACGAGUGUAAUAAUACGUGUCGGCGACAAUUGCAGUGGCUGGGAAC
Molecule: messenger RNA, 998 nt
Organism: Colletotrichum navitas
Lineage: Eukaryota; Fungi; Ascomycota; Sordariomycetes; Glomerellales; Glomerellaceae
Exons: 1
Coding region: 76-624 (182 amino acids)
Source: RefSeq, a predicted model, not a curated record